This is a messenger RNA of Hymenoscyphus albidus, 1214 nucleotides long. The record is from the annotation of a GenBank genome assembly. Lineage: Eukaryota; Fungi; Ascomycota; Leotiomycetes; Helotiales; Helotiaceae.
GUGAUUUUCACAAAUGUUCAAGGGGUGGAAGUUCAUCUGGAAGAAAUUCAAUAACGUGCACGAUGACCGGUUUUUCAGUAUCUUAUCAUGAAUAUCAAGUUCUGGAUCUAAAACGACUUUUUGGUCCUGAAAUCCUUAACCUUCCAGGGAUUAUACCUCACCUACCACUCGUCUUCUUUUCUGCGCUGUUUUACCAGUUUGUUUACACCAUUAUUGGGCCCUGGUUGCUCCAUUUCAAACCACGCAAUCCCAAUGUUCCCUCUACUGAAUUGUCUCGAUUUUACUGGAAUAGUAAUACUGUCAGCAUUGCGCAGUCUAUCAUCAACUCUGCACUUGCUGUCUAUGUUCUAUUACAUGCUGAAUUCAGAGAAGGCCUUACAGCCCAAGAGAGAAUUCUUGGAUAUCAUUCGGAAACAGCGGCUGCACUUGCUGUUUCUACAGGAUAUUUUUGCUUCCAUCUAGUAAACGUUUGGAUACAUAAAAAGUCUGAAGGAAACUUCAUGUUCGCACAUUCUGUUUGUGCUCUCUGCGCAGUUUGUUUGGGUUUUGUAGGUUUUCUUCCAGGUGCGCUUACCAAUAUUCGUUCUGACUCAAAUAGCGACCACUGUCUCUGCAUUACAAUGCACACCUUAUGAUAUGGGAGGUGAGUACCCUGUUUCUGUCGAACAGACCCAUGCUUCGCACAGACACUUCUCCAACUCCUGAUAUAAGCGAAGUCAAUUAGCAUACUGAAUCCGAGAUUUUGUAGCUUCCAAACAUAUUCUUGAACAUACAAAGACAAUUGGAUAGCGCGGGACUCAAAAGUGCCUUGACUCCAAAGGUUAAUCGAUUGAUACUAUUGGCAACCUACAUCGUGGUAAGACUUGGAACAGGAAGUUUGACAUUGUGGUGGAUGGCUUCAGACAUGCUCGCCACACUCUGAGAUCCAAUACCAGUCCCGCAAACAAUAAUAGGGGCUGACCAUUCCACGAUAAAUGUCUCAGAAGCCCAGCUACCAGUCGCACUUGCGAUUGUUCAGCUAGGUGCAUUAUUUUGGUUGCAUUACCAAGGAUUCUAUUGGUUUGCCAAAAUCGUCACAAAAGGAGAUUUGAAGAAGGAAAAGGUAUAGGAUCAAUUUCAGAAAACUCGGUCUCGUUGAGGUGGCAGUAGAAGACGUUACUGGCCACCCCAAUCAUUAUGGGAUUUUUUGUAGAUUCCAGCUUCGAUAUUUUGCC